Messenger RNA from Funneliformis geosporum, 357 nucleotides. Lineage: Eukaryota; Fungi; Glomeromycota; Glomeromycetes; Glomerales; Glomeraceae. The record is from the annotation of a GenBank genome assembly.
GUUAUACCGACAAUAAGAGCACAAGAUGAUGUAUAUAGAGGUUUAGGAGUUCUAGCUUCAUCACAAACCUGGUAUACUUGUAGCAAACAAUUAACAAACUAUAUUAAUUAUGAGAUGAAAGUGGUGGAAACUGAUCAAGAAAAAUCAUCAAAUUUUGGAACAUACGCAAAAGGACCUACUCCUCCGCCAAAACAACCAGGUAUACAAAAUUCUAUAGAUCCAAAUGGGGUAACAUCAAUAUAUUGGCCAGAAUUAUCAUGUUUUGAAUUUCCUGCAUUGGAAUGUCAAAGAGAGAAAGAUCCACCUUUUGUCAGUAAUCUAAUCGUAUGUUUAGAUUUUGACACAAAAAAUGAAUAG